Molecule: messenger RNA, 224 nt
Organism: Dovyalis caffra
Lineage: Eukaryota; Viridiplantae; Streptophyta; Magnoliopsida; Malpighiales; Salicaceae
Source: the annotation of a GenBank genome assembly
UUGUUGGAUACGAAAUAGUGGUCGAUGAAGGUGGCGCACACAACAAGGCCGACUCGUACUAUCCGGCUAGUUACCGGAGGAGAGAUGCUAGCGUACUAGGGUUGGCGGGAGAGCGUGCGCACGGAGGUUGGCUUGUGGGUACACGAGGACUGGCCUUUAGAAGGUUAUGGUGCACUCGUUGGCAUGUGUACGGGAGUUCAAAGUUGGAGGAGGCACACGAGUGA